This is a messenger RNA of Impatiens glandulifera, 2349 nucleotides long. RefSeq lists its product as uncharacterized. Bases 1 to 2349 code for a protein of 782 amino acids. The record is from RefSeq and is a predicted model, not a curated record. Lineage: Eukaryota; Viridiplantae; Streptophyta; Magnoliopsida; Ericales; Balsaminaceae. Gene Ontology annotation, molecular function: protein binding. The transcript has 5 exons.
AUGUCGACUUGUAAUGAGCAACUGAGGAAAGAGUUCAGGAAAGAAUUUGCGAAAGGGGCUACAUUUAAAGACGUUCAACUCCCUGAUGGUGCUGGAGACCUUAAGUUCUUCACUACAAUUCUGAGGUUAAAUAAGUGGCUAACUGAUGUGGAGAUGAAUGCAGCAAUUUGUCUGCUAAGAGCAAGAGCAGUCGCCUACCCUAAGUCGUACCCGGAGGAUUUCACCAUCUUAGAUUGCCAGUUUGGCCCUUUGGUUACUUCAUACUAUGACGAAUUUGUUGCUGACUCGGUUGAUCCAGAAAAACCAGAAGGCCAUACUUUCUCUGACGUGUAUUUCCAUAUAACUACUGAGGAUUACACAAUGAGACGGGGACACAAAGCCUCUAAAUUGAAGGAAACAACGAAUGAUUACAUUAGCAAGUUGCCAACUGAUAUUCUAAACAUGAUCACUCGUAAGCUGGACCUGAAAGAUGCAGUGAAGACGAGCAUUUUAUCGAAAAGAUGGAAAUAUAUUUGGAUUAACCAUCCCGACCUCAUAUUUAAUCAACAUAAUGUGCUUGGACAGAACUUUAACAAGCUUAUGGAAGAUUCAGUAAGUGCAGAGAGUAAAUUUGUGAAAUACGUGGACCAAACUAUGCAGCAGAGGUUCAAAGGUGACGGCAAGAUUAAUUCUUUGUGCGUUUCUCUUGUGUUGGGGAAGUUCUUUUCUCAAUCUAUAGAUAGGUGGAUCAGUUGUGCCCUUAGAAAAGGUGUUGAGACCAUUGAUCUUAAUUUGUUGAAAGUAAGCUUCAGUUAUCUUUCAAUUUCAUCAUUCCCAAACCCCUACGACUUUCCGUGGCUUCUAACCAUCUCCGAAGAUAAAGGGACACUAAAACAUCUGCGAGUGGCAGGUUGCAGUCUCCAAUUAGUUCCAACUUCAUGUUCCAUGAAAUUUGAUUCACUCAUUUCCCUUAAGCUUCUAAAUGUUAAUAUAAACGAUCUUCAACUUAAGGAGGUUCUAGAAUGUUGCCCUUUACUUGAAAAUUUAAGUCUGCGUGACUGUUCUAAACUCACUCAUCUCAGAAAUGGUGAUUUUUCGAACAACACAAGGUUGAAGGUUUUGUCCUUGAAGCACUGCUCAAAACUUGAGGAGAUUAAUCUAUGUGUCGACAAUCUCAUGCAUCUGAUCUUGAAGUAUUGCUUUAAUGUUAGGGACUUUGAUCUACGUGCCCACAAUCUCAUUUCCAUUGAGCUUGCAAGUGUAGUUAUAAGCAAUCUUCAACUGACCAAGUUGCUAGAAAGUUGUCCGUUGCUUCGAGAAUUAAGUUUGCAUUACUGUUGUAAACUCACUCAUCUGAGAAUUGGCUAUUCGAACAACACUCCUCAUCUGGAGGUUUUGUCCUUGAAAUACUGCUUAAAACUUACGGAGAUUGAUCUCUGUGCGGACAAUCUCAUUUCCUUAAAGCUUAAACAUGUAAAUAUAGGAAAUCACGAGCUUGCGAAGUUUCUAGAAAGUUGCCCUGUACUUAAACACCUAACUCUGCAUAACUGUCAUAAACUCACUGAUCUGAGAAUUGGUAAUUCUUCAAACAACACAAGUCUGAUGUUUAUCUCUUUGAGGCAAUGUAACAAACUUGAGCAUAUCCAUCUUUGUGCUGACAAUGUUGAUAGACUUGAAUACACUGGAAUGUUAAGAUCGUGGUCAUUUAUGAAGACCCCGAGACUGGCUAAUGCUCUUAUACGUUACACUACUUAUGAUGGAAGAAGAUCAACAAGGGAUGCCAACAAUUUAGAUUAUGAUAUCUCUAGUUUGGCUCUUGACUUCCCUAUGCUGAAGAAUCUAAUUCUAUCGUCGGAAAUUGCUUUACAUUAUGCCAAGAACCCUAAACCAGUGACUGCAUUCCUUAAUAUGAGGCGAUUAGUUUUGUCUGUUAUCCCAUUCCACAGUGAAGACAAACUGAUAUGGGUUAGAUAUAUCUUGAAGGCUUUCCCCUUGUUGCAAACAUUGGAGUUAAAUUUGGACAGACCGUUCUUCCUGAGGCAUCCGAUAGAAAACGAGACGGAGAUAGAGGAGAUGGUCCUGGAGAAAUGUCCUAAUGGAUCCAUAACCGAGGUAAAGGUGAAUGGAUAUGUGGGAAACCAAAACGAAGUUGAUUUGGUAAAGUAUUUGUUAGAGAAUCUAACAGGGCUUAGAGAAUUGACCAUUAGUCCAUACAAGAAGGUGUACAAAAGCUUUUAUAGUUGUGUGGACAAUCAUGGACUAAGCAUUUUGGAAUUUGAUAAGUUUGAAACCCAGAUUCAGUGGCUUCUUACAGUAGUUCCUCCAUCUGUUCGUCUAUACCUUGAAAAAAGACGCCAGGAUUUAGUAUGA